UCCGGCGGAGGGCGCCGAGAAGCAGGCUGGGCCCGCCAGCCCAAGCGCACACGAGGAGGGCGCACGAUGGCAGCCCCUGCGGGCGCCGGGCAGGGCCGCCGGCCCGGCCGCGGCCUGUCUAUGCUGGGCGCCCGCGUCGGCCGGAGGGCCGGCCGAACGCGCUUCUCGGGCGAGGACGACGAGGCGCUGAGGCGCUGGGUGCGCUCUCACGCGCACAUGAGGGCCCAGGGGAUGAGGCUGUGGGAGCUGGCCGAGAGGGAGCGGAUCACCGCCCACAGCAAGGCCUCCAUGCAGAACCGGUGGCGCCGCCACCUCAGCCGCCCCGCCGCGGCGGAGGCCGCGGCGGGCGGGGGCGCGGGCGUGCGGCGCCGCCGCAGCAGCAAGUCCGCGGCCCUCGCGGCCGUGGCCGCCUCCGCGGCCGCCGGCCGCCGCAGCAGCUUCGCUCAGCGCGUUGCCGCGAGGAGGGGCCUGGGCUCCCAGGACUCGCAGCUCGCCUCCCCUCCCGCGGCGGGCGCCGCGCAGCGGCCCGCGGCGCCUGCGCCCGCCGCCCGUCGGCCCGCGGGAGGCUCGCCGCCGAGCGUGGGCCCGCAUGCAGAGCUGGCGUGCAGAGGUGCGGCGCCGGUCCCACAGCGCGCGGCCGCCCCGGCGCCGCCCGCAGGAGAAUGGCUCCUCGAGCGCGGCCGCGCCUUCGCCGAGCGCCAGGCCCUCAAAGUGGCGGCGGCCGCCGCGGGCCCGCCC
This is a messenger RNA of Prorocentrum cordatum, 738 nucleotides long. The record is from the annotation of a GenBank genome assembly. NCBI's taxonomy places the organism in Eukaryota, Dinophyceae, Prorocentrales, Prorocentraceae.